GAGGCGCGUAACCAGCAAGUAGUGGCGCCCUUUGAGCACCAGCCAAUUCCACGACACAACCACCCAUUCUCAGCCCAGGGAGUCCACACAUCGCAGGUUAUAAGGAUUGUGAACUGGACCGGGAAUAGCUACUUCGUCAAAGCACACUCGAUGGUUCGCCACGAGGCCUCCUUGGCGGCCCCGGCCGAGGACGUCGACAUGAGUGACCACGAGCAGUCCACGAGUGAUGAGGCUGAAGACGAGUGGCAGUGGAUCACAGCUGCGGCGCCAACGCCGUCGCGGCCGGAGUCAGCGCGCAAGCGAAAGCGGGACGAUGAUGGCAAGAGAAUCGUUGGUGCUAGUCGUGGCGACGCAGAGUAUCACAUCGGCGACUGUGUUCUGCUGAGAGCCGAGGGACAGGCAGACUCUUGGGUGGCCAUCAUCUCCGACUUUGUCGAGAGAGAUGAAGACGGAGACCAGGCUGCUAACUUCUUGUGGUUCGCCAACGAGAAGGAAAUUCGGAACAAGAACAGGAAACGGACAGACUUCUUACCGAACGAAGUAUACAUCACCCCGGACCAUGAUAUAAACUCCCUCUCGUCCAUACAGGGCAAGGCAAUCAUAAUGUCCCAACAGGAGUUCACAAAGGCAUACCCUACCGGCAAGGUCCCGAAGACAUCACCUGGUUAUGGCAGGACAUUUGUGUGCCGCCGAGGAUGCAAUCUCAGGACGACAACGUAUACCAAUGAGCUGCUCUGGGAAGAAAUCUACAGCGGGCGGGAGGAGGACAUUGUUCAGCUAUUAGAGAUCAUCGAAAAAGGCACCCAAUCAACAAGGAAGCGGCGCAAGACGGCAGAGGCAAAGUCGGAGGCAUACGAGGCUCCUCCGCCGGGCGGCGUGGAGGAUGACGACGAGAUUAUAGCCACUGGGCGAGCACCAACCACACCGAGAAAGAGGCAAAAGACGUCUACUGUUGUCACCCCUUCUCAACGCAAAAUCAUUGUCAAGAAAGCUCUCGAGUUUACUCCUCUUGCCACACGCACCCUAUCCCCCAGCCACCACCAAGCAUCUCCCUUCCAGAUCGCCAGGGCGCAGCUGCACGUGGCAUCUGUGCCCACAAGCUUACCUUGUCGCGAAUCGGAAUUCUCGGUGGUGUAUUCACACCUUGAGGCCGCCAUUACAGAUGGCUCGGGAGCAUGCAUCUACAUAUCCGGUACGCCCGGCACCGGCAAAACCGCCACAGUCCGAGAAGUGGUGUCACGGCUAGACGAGGCUGUACAGGCCGAGGAGCUCGACGACUUUAUUUUCGUCGAGAUCAACGGCAUGAAAAUCACAGAUCCACAUCAAUCAUACUCGCUGCUCUGGGAGGCAUUGCGUGGUCAGCGUGUCAGUCCCAGCCAGGCUUUGGAUCUGCUUGAGCGGGAGUUCAACCACCCAAGCCCGCGAAGAGUGCCUUGUGUCGUGCUCAUGGACGAGCUGGACCAGCUCGUGACGAAGAAUCAGAGCGUCAUGUACAACUUCUUCAACUGGCCAGGUCUUCGCCACUCGCGUCUCAUUGUGCUCGCAGUGGCCAACACAAUGGACUUGCCUGAGAGAACACUUAGCAACAAGAUCAGCAGUCGUCUCGGCCUGACGCGAAUAACAUUUCCGGGCUACAACCACGAGCAGCUGAUGAAGAUUAUCCAGUCCCGGCUCGAGGGUGUCCCAGGCAACAUAGUCGAGUCCGAUGCGGUCCAGUUCGCGAGCCGUAAAGUUGCGGCUGUGAGCGGAGAUGCACGACGAGCCCUCGAUAUCUGCCGACGGGCAGUGGAGCUCGCAGAGGCGGAGAACAAAGACAGCACUUCUUCGACGUCUGGUCCAUCCACACCAAGCAAAAGAGCGAAGGCAGCAGCAGAAGCGGCGGAUGCCGCGGCAGCUCCCAAAGCCAAAGUACCGAGCUCGUCCAAAGGUCGUGUCACCAUCGCCACCGUCAAACGCGCGAUCAACGAGGCGACGUCGAGCCCGCUCCAGCAAUAUCUCCGCGCCUUGCCUUUUGCCUCGAAGCUCGUACUUGCAGCUCUGCUGGUGCGCAACGAGAGGAGUGGUCUGCCAGACAGCACCUUUGGCGACGUGAUCGAGGAGAUGAAUCGUGCGCUCGUAAUCGACGCGGGCUCGCGGCGAGUCGGCCUACUCAAGAGCCGCAAGCUUGGACAUUCCACCAGCAAUGCUACUAGUUCUACCAGCACGAUCGCGGCCGUGCGAAAGCAGGACUUCAAAUCAGUCCGGCUUGCAGGGAUUGGCAGUGCCGCUGUCGAUCUCACAGGUGCGGGUAUCAUUUUCCUUGAAGCGCAGCGCGCGGAGCGGCCCAGCAAGAUCCGGCUUGCGGUGGGGGACGAGGAGGUGAAAUUGGCAUUCCGGGAUGAUCCAGAGAUCAAGGCGCUCGGUAUCGCCUUCUAGGGACGCAGAUUUACACAAGAUGGGGGAAUCGACCGCCAUGAGAAUAGUGACCACUAUCCAGGCCAUGUUCCAGUCGCAGCUUGAGUGCUAUGGCGUCUCCUGUUUCUCGUCAGUCAUAGGGUGCUACUUUGUCCAUGGAGACCAAUAAUUAAUCAUGCACAUAAGCCCUGUCCGUGGGA
Microdochium trichocladiopsis is the source of this 2594-nucleotide messenger RNA. Its product is annotated as P-loop containing nucleoside triphosphate hydrolase protein. The coding region runs from base 151 to 2415 and encodes 754 amino acids. The record is from RefSeq and is a predicted model, not a curated record. The transcript has 3 exons. Gene Ontology annotation, biological process: mitotic DNA replication checkpoint signaling; DNA replication initiation. Gene Ontology annotation, cellular component: nuclear origin of replication recognition complex. Lineage: Eukaryota; Fungi; Ascomycota; Sordariomycetes; Xylariales; Microdochiaceae. Gene Ontology annotation, molecular function: DNA replication origin binding; ATP binding; chromatin binding.